Molecule: messenger RNA, 2510 nt
Organism: Meloidogyne enterolobii
Lineage: Eukaryota; Metazoa; Nematoda; Chromadorea; Rhabditida; Meloidogynidae
Source: the annotation of a GenBank genome assembly
AUGAAUCAAACAGUUCCCGGCAACACAACAGCCUUGAUACAAUGCACUGUUCCAGGCCGAACAGAUGCCAAACUAAGCUGGCGUUUAGAAAAUGGGGUUGAAGCGGAGGAGCUAACUGGGGUUAGGGAUGAUGGAAGGGGCCUCCUAAGAAUAGAACAUGUUAGAGCUGAACAUGUACGGCAUGGCUAUGUGUGUUGGGCAAUGUAUCCGAAAAGGGCAGAUAAGCAGGCUUUGCAUGCCGGUCCAGCAAAAGUGUAUAUCAUUGGAGGUGGACAACCGCAAGGAUGGGUUAUUGAAGAAGAUCAUUCAGCUGUAGAACCCCAGGAAGAAAUUAAGGAAGAAAAGAAGGAGGAAAGGAGUACAAAAGAAAAUCUUCCGGAACUUCAGACAACCCCAGAAAAUAAAAUUGUGGCUGGGGGACAAAUUGAACAUUUUGAUGAAGUAGAAAAUACGUCUAAAAUUGCUGUAGAAGAUAUUGAGGAAGAGAGGAAUAAAAUUGAAGAUAAGGAAGAGAAGAAAAAUGAUGAAGCAAGCGGAGAGAAGGAUGGGGUAAUCGGGGAAUCGAAAGAGAAAGACGUGGAAAAGUUGGGUGAGAAUAAAGAGGAGGAGAAGAAAGUUAUAGGAAAUGAAGAGAAAAAAGAGGAGGGUGAUGAUGAGAAAAAGAAGGAUGAGAAAGAAGAAAGUUUAAGGGAUAAUAAUGAAGAAAGGGUUAAAGUUGAAGAGGAUGGUGAAGAGAAGAAUGAAGAAAAAGUAAAAGAAGGACAGGAGGAAGAGGAAGUAAAAGAGGAGAAGAAGGAAGAAAAAGUAAAGGAAGAAAAGGAGGAUGAGGAAAUAAAAAAAGAGAAGAAGGAAGAAGUGAGAGAAGGAAAGGAGGAAGAGGAAGUAAAAGAAGAGGAGAAGGAAGAAGAAAUGAGAGAAGGAAAGGGGGAAGAGGAAGUAAAAGAAGAGAAGAAAGAAGACGAUGAAUUAAAAGAGGAGAAGAAAGAAGAUGAAGUAAAAGAAGCUAAGAAGGAAGAAGAUAAAAAGGAUGAUAAUGAAGCCAGUGAAGCUAAGAAGGAAGAAGUAAACAAAGUUAUUGAUAACGAAAAAGGGAAAGAAAUAGAGGAUAAGGCUAUAUUGAAGAAUGAACUUAAUGUUAAGACGGAUAAAGAUGAGAUCAAGGAAGCAGAAGCAGAUAAAAGGAAUGAGGAAUCGAAACGAUUAGAAGAAAAGGAAGAAGCUAAAGAAAAAACAGAAGAGACUGAAGAGACGAAGAAUAAAGAGAGUGCAGAAGAGAAAAAAGAAGGAGUAGAAGUGAAGAAGGAAGGUGUUGAGGAGAAAAAGGAAGAAGAGAAGAAGGAAGUCGUUGAAGAAAAGAAGGAAGAAGAGAAGAAGGAAGGUAUAGAAGAGAAAAAGGAAGAAGAAAAGAAUGAAGAAGAGACGAAGGAAGUCAGUGUAGAAAAUAUUGAAAAGUCGAAUAAAGGCGUUGAAGAGAAAAAGGAAGUAGUAGAAGAUGAGAAGGAAAAAGGUGAAGAAAAGAGAAAAGAAGGAGUAAAGGAAAAUGAGGAAGAAAUUGAAGGAGAAAAGAAGGGAGUAAUUGAAAAGAAUAAGGAAAAAGUAGAAGAGAAAAUUGAAAAUGACAAAGAAGAUGAGAAAGGAGUGGAAGAGAAGAAAGAAGAGAUGGAAGAGAAGAAAGAAGGCGUUGAUGAUAAAAAAGAAGAAAAGAAAGAGGAAGGAGUUGAAGAGAAAAAGGUGGAAAUAAGCAAUGAUACAUUGAAGGAAACGAAUAAAGAGAAGAAUGAAGAGAAGACUGAAGAAGUCUCGACUGCUAAUAAGAAAGAAACAGCUUUGGAAGAGAAAGAAAAGGGAGUUAAUGAAGAAGAGGAUGAAGGAAAAGAAAAGGAGCCAAAUGAAGAGACUGACAGAAAACCCGAAGAGGAAGAGAAAAAGAAGGAUGAGGAAGUAAGUGGAGAAGCAACGAUUCAGAUAGAGAGGUUGGUCCAUUCAAUUAGCGCCUCUGGAUCGAAGACGAACGAAACUAAAAAUAAUGAAGGAAAAGAAGAGAUUGAAGAGAAGGGAGUUGAAGAGAAGGGAGUUACCGAAAAGGACGAAGAAGAUGAAAAUAAUACAGCUUCAACAAACAAUUUUUGGCAGGUUUUGGAUGCAUUGAUGGGGAUAAUGCCUAUUUAAUUAUUAUAAAUCUUCCAAUUCUUGUGAUUAUUUUUACCUCCAUAAAUACUCUAUUUGUGUAUUUAAUUAUGACUGAUUAGGAAAUUAAUUAGAGCUAGGAAUUUGGAAAUAAUAGGAAACAAGAAAUGGGACUCGAAGAGGAAUGGAAGGGACGGAAGAAGCGAAAAUAUAGAGAGAAUCCAGGGCUGAAGAACCCACGAAUUUAUAAGCAAGCCCUUCGGUUCCAUCCUGAAACCUCGAUGAAUGCUAGGAAAAGAAGACUGGGAAAAGGGAGGACGGGGAAAAGUAAAAAGAAAUUAGGAAAGUGUAUAGGGACAGGGGAAAAAGACAACACUUCUUUA